Molecule: messenger RNA, 7063 nt
Organism: Cygnus olor (mute swan)
Lineage: Eukaryota; Metazoa; Chordata; Aves; Anseriformes; Anatidae
Gene: LDB3
Product: LIM domain binding 3
Exons: 17
Coding region: 426-2660 (744 amino acids)
Biological process (GO): actin cytoskeleton organization; heart development; muscle structure development
Cellular component (GO): stress fiber; adherens junction; Z disc
Molecular function (GO): muscle alpha-actinin binding; actin binding
Source: RefSeq, a predicted model, not a curated record
CCGCAAGCGCCGCCCGCUGAGGGCCCGCAGCUCCCCGCCGGCCCCUGGAGUUACCGGUUGCGCCCCGCGAGCUCCGCUCCGGCGGCCGGGACAGGUGGGUGGCGCCGUGGCGCUGAGGGAAGGAGAGGGGCCCGCCACAGCCGUGGGGCCGGGGACAGCCCGGGGGCGGCUCGGCCGCUCAGCCCCGAGCCGCGCAGCCCCCGUGUGGGUCGGGGCAGAGGCGGCGGGGUGGAAAACGGGGGGUCUUGUUCUGGCCCAAGGGGAAAAGCUCCUUUGGCAAGAGGAGGGUACAGGGUGGGAGCCCCUUGCCGCUUUAAAACUCUCCCCGCGGAUUGAAAGUUUCUGUAGUGGAAGGUGUUGCCCAGGGGAGGCUGUGCUGGGAAGGCAGAAAGUAGUGUCUUGGUGCCUUGUGAAGGAGGUACAGGAUGGCUUACAGCGUGACUCUGAAUGGACCUGGACCAUGGGGCUUCCGACUGCAGGGGGGCAAGGACUUCAACAUGCCCUUGACAAUCUCCAGAAUCACCCCUGGCAGCAAGGCAGCACAGUCACAGAUGAACCAAGGGGACCUUGUGGUAGCCAUCGAUGGAGUCAACACUGACAGCAUGACCCACUUAGAGGCUCAGAACAAGAUCAAGUCCGCCAGCUAUAACCUGAGCCUUACUCUUCAGAAAUCUAAACGUCCAGUGCCAGUUUCAACCACAGCACCCAAAAUUGACUCUCCCAGAGCUGUAAUUCCCCACCAGAAGGAACCUGCUUGGGAAAUCAAUGACAACAGAACAACCUUCAGUCCUCUAACUAACACGGCGACUGGGCCUAUGGGUAGUGUUUUAGCAACCAAUGGAACAUUUUCAGGCUGCCUCAACAAGCAAGAGAUCAGCUUUUCAAAUAGCUCUUCCUACUUAAAGACUACCACAGUUAGAUCUUCCAUGUCCUCUCAGUCUGUGACUCCUGACAUUUCACCUGCAAAGAGUAAUCUAGGUUCAAAACUAAGCCCUGCCUUGGCUGAUGGCAAUAGUCCUGUACACCAGUUGAGCCCUGCAAGGCAGUAUAACAACCCUAUUGGCCUUUACUCAGCAGAGACUCUAAGGGAAAUGGCUGAGAUGCAUAAAUUAAGUCUCAGACGAAGGGCUUCAGAAGGUGGACUUCCUAGAGGUACCCUUCCUAUUAAAGAUCCUCAUGUAGACAGUGCCUCUCCGGUGUAUCAGGCUGUGCUUAAAACUCAGAACAAGCCUGAAGAUGAAACUGAAGACUGGGGUCGCCGUUCUGCCAAUCUGCAGUCUAAGUCUUUCCGCAUCCUUGCCCAGAUGACUGGAACGGAAUACAUGCAAGAUCCAGAUGAGGAAGCCCUGAGGAGAUCAAGAGACAAGGAAAAUGUUGCAGCAGCAUCAGAAAAGAGUAUCCCUGUUGAGCAUGCUCCGGUGUCUACCAGCUCUGCCUCUGCUCCUGCACCACAUGCUUCAGCACAUCAGCCUGCUACUGCUGCUCAAAAUACAGCCAGUCUGAUGACACCGCCAGCAACCACUCCCACCUCAGUAGUGCAAGAGUCUUUCUCAUCCUCCUUCCAAAGAGUGCUUGCAGCCCCCAGCUCUCUUUCACAACCUAAGCCUUUCCUUGGGUCCAAGAACAUGUCAUUAGCAGCUUCCACUAUUUCAUCUGCUAUCUCAUCUCAGUCUAGUUUCAACCGGCAUUCUUCCACCUCCAUCAGCUACCAGUCAAAGAAGAGAAACACAACCCAGUCAUAUACACCAAUGCCUGUUUCUGCAAGCUAUGGUGAAAGUCCUGCUGCUUCUGCUGCUUCAAAACCAAGAGUUAUCACUACUGCCAGCAUAAAGCCCUCUGUCUACCAGUCAGCACCAGCACCAGUUCAUUCCUACACCCCUGCCAACACUGAGCCUGCAAGCCGCCCUCCCUGGGUAACGGAUGACUCCUUUUCCCAGAAAUUUGCACCUGGAAAAACCACCACCACCAUCACAAAGAACAUCCUACCAAGGGGUGCUCCAGUACCAUCUCCUGCCUCAACUUCUGCUUACCCAUCUCCAGUUUCAGCUUCUUCCCAGGCUCCUGCAAUAGCCCGGGGAACAAUUCAGAGGGCUGAGCGUUUUCCAGCCAGCAGCCGAACUCCUCUUUGUGGGCAUUGUAACAGCAUAAUUCGGGGUCCUUUCUUGGUCGCCAUGGGUCGCUCUUGGCACCCAGAAGAAUUUAACUGUGCUUACUGCAAGACUUCCUUGGCUGAUAUGUGCUUUGUGGAAGAGCAGAAUAGUGUGUACUGUGAGCGCUGUUAUGAGCAGUUCUUUGCGCCAACCUGUGCCAGGUGCCACACCAAGAUCAUGGGGGAAGUGAUGCAUGCCCUAAGACAGACUUGGCACACAAGUUGCUUUGUCUGUGCCGCUUGUAAGAAGCCAUUUGGGAAUAGCCUCUUUCACAUGGAAGAUGGAGAGCCAUACUGUGAGAAAGAUUAUAUUGCUUUGUUCAGCACAAAAUGCCAUGGCUGUGAUUUUCCUGUUGAAGCUGGAGAUAAAUUCAUUGAAGCCCUUGGACACACUUGGCAUGAUACCUGCUUCAUUUGUGCUGUAUGCCACGUGAAUUUGGAAGGUCAACCAUUCUACUCCAAGAAGGAUAAGCCACUGUGCAAGAAACAUGCCCAUGCCAUCAAUGUUUAAAAAAAAGAUCUGGAAGUCAGUAAUGUUGGGAAAAAGUGAUGAGUAACUGGGCAAUUACAAAGUUGAUAUCCAUGACUAGCAUUUCUCUUGGUAAAAGCUAGGAAGUUGAUACUUCUGAAGUUUAAUUUUAAUCUCUUUCUUAGAAGCAGAACAUGCAUUUGCAUGGUUCAUACAAAAACCUACUGAAUGAAUAAUCAAAAACAAAAGAACUAGUCCAUUUGAAAAUAGAUUAUUAGUGCAGCAGUUUGGAGAAAUAUGGAUUAAAACCUGUAAUAUAAAAUGUAAUAUAGAAAUACAGUUUCAAAUGAACUACCCACAGCGGUUUUACUGCUUAGACCACACACUAGUGUUUAAGAAUAACAGGAAAAGUCCUUUUUAUAACAACUCAUUUUCUUUCCUACAAAGAAUGAGUAAGUGCUACAUGAACAAUAGUAUGUAGAACCAAAGGCCAUAGCUUUCAAAGGGAAAUAAAUAGGCUAGGGUUUUCUCUAUGAAAAGUGUGUGCUAUUCCAUUAUGUUGUGGUGCUACCUCAUAGCAUCAAAUACUUUAGAUUCUUUCAAAAUAAGAAGUUUGCCUUGAAUGCAUAUGUAGCUGGGAAGCCUAGGAGCCAAUGACUAACUUAGUUUGAGAAUGAAGUGGAAACAGAAUUAAUUAACUCCUUCCACACCCCCGUAAGAUUGAGAAAAGCAAGUUGGGUCAACCUUGCUAGUGCACUGGGCUUUUACGUGGGUGGUAGAUACCUCACUUUUAAAUCAUAAUGUAAAAGGACAACUGGCUUUUCCAGCUUGCUCUUAAAUUGAAUGGAAUAGGGCUGGCUGAAAAGGAAAAAUGGCUAUUAAUUCAAAACCAGAUUGCCUUUUCUCUUGUGGAAAAAAAAAUAUGGAAAGUUGCUUUGGUUUCUAAUUCCCAUUGAUAUCAGUGGGAAAUUGGAAUCUACAUCUGGAUCUUCACAUUGAUUAACAAUGAUGAUUCACUUCCAUUUACUACAACUAGGAAGUGGUAAAUAGCUUGCAAAAGCUCCCUACUCUAUCCUACAACUUUCAAGUUGCUCAAACGUUCAUCAAACUUUUUUUUUUUUUUUUCAGAAGAGCAAUACUUGUAGUACUGGUAAUGAUUUUGAAUUUUUAAUUUUAAAUAUCAAUGACUUUUGCAUUGGAGACAACAGUUAUGUCUAAUAGAAAGUGGACUUAAAAUGGAAAGCCUGAUCACUAUUCAAGUUUUAUUAAUUUGUUUAAAUGAGAAUUGUGAUUGUGUGUUGACAGCUUGUAGUACUGACAGUUUUGAAUUAGUAUUGCUGAGGCUGAGUUCUGUGGGCCACAUUCUGGUGCCACCUGCACCCUCUUGUACCUUCUGUUUUGAGUAACCAGGAAUGACUUGGCACUGUCUGCCUUUUCCCUCCUAUGGGUAAUGCCCAUUUUAAGAAAAUAGGUCUUUUUAGUGAUGAAAAACUAUCCAAAGCUUUGGGGAGAAGUGGGGGAAGGAGGAAAUAGAAGAAAAUUGGGGUUCUAAAAUGUGAACUAAGUUAGCUUGGAGGCAGUCCACAUCUUGGAAAAAAAUAACAACCUAAACUGCCUGUGGCAAUUCUGACAUGUAUGACCUGAGUUUAUUCAGUAGGUAUCAUAGUUCUUACUGAUCUUAGCAGUGAUCUGAUCUGAGUGCUACAGGGUCAGAUUUUUUACGCAUGAAUUAUUCUAAAAUUACGACAUUAUAUGCAAAGCCUUUUGUUUUUCUAUAGCAAACACAUUUUCUGUUUUCAGUCAGUGCUGGGCUGGUUUAAAUCUGGUUCCAUUGAUCACAAAAUCCAAAGCUCUGGGCUUAUAAUAUUCUCCAGAAGAAUUAACUGUAGUCGUGGAAAUUAAAUAAUGAUCAAUCAUAUUUAAUUUCAUUAAAUACCUUUUUAAAACUGUGAGACAAUUCUAUAUUUCCUUUUAAUUUUUGAAUGCCAUCAACAAAAUGGUGUGAAUUAUUCUCUAUUAUUUAAGAGAAUUUUUGUAUCAGCAUAUUAUAUACUAAGACUGCAAUGAAGAUGCUCCGUAGGCAGAUUUCUGUGUUACCCACUGACUGGGACUAGUCUCUUACUAUCAACAUCAGACUCUCAAAACAGGGAGUCAGACUCCUUGGCAGGACACAAAAUACUAGGGCAUGUGACGCCUCAGGAGUUUUAUGAUCUAAUCUGUGUGUGUGUGUCUCCCUCCCUCUCCACCCUCAGUGUCCCUAAAAGCUCCCUCUGCUGUCACUGUUAAGGAGUGAAGGUUGUAACUACGAUUCUAUCAUAACAUUUUGGAGAUGGUCAGAGAGGAACAGAUGCAGCUUUGGCAGGGGUACAGUCUGUGCAGAGAUGGUGGUAGGCUGCAAGGCUGGGACUGCUCCUUUUUUCUCCCUGUUUACAAGGAGAUUGCCAGCUGAAGUGGCCCAGGUCAGCCUGUGCGGAGCUCAGGUGCACAGUGGUGUGGGACAUAGGAGGACUUCCAUCAGGGGCAGAGGAAGUGAGGCUUGGAUCAGAGAGGGCAGAGCACCCACAGCAGCCAGAAUGUGGGGGCUUGGGAGGCCUCUAGUUGGGUGUGGAAAGGUGAGGCGUAGAGGAGAUCGGGAAAGUCCUUACUGAAGCUGGGGCUGGAGGAAGGGAAGAGCUAGAUAAGGCCAGUUGCACGAAGUUGACAUAUUAGAUACUCGGGGUGGGGCAGAGGGUGAAAGGGAGGAAUGGCUAGGAUGAUGUGCUACAGUCAAGGAAAGGUCUUGUAGCAAGAAAUUAGGGUACAAGAAGCUCACAUAUGAAUGUAUACAGAAGGGGUGAGCAAGAAAGAUCCAGGAUCCCACCUAGUAAUUUUGAAGUCAGCAGUGCAGAAGGGUGAAUGCAAUAUGUGUAAGUAUAGCUGAGCUAGCUUGCAGAGUCCCAACAGAGAAAAUGUAGCAGCACAGACUUCAGUGGGAGCUGUACUAACUUGACAGAGUCCUGAAAAUUUCCUUGGACAGCUAAUCUGCACUGUAACGCAUGCCCUGACUCCAGCUGGUGUCUGAGCAAGUGAGAUUAAAGCUAGUUUACAUAUCGCCGUAUGAGGUACAGUGAUAUCUCUGAGUGAAGAACAGAGAUACCCUGAGGAUUAUCAUGUAAUAAAUAUCCUGUUUUGACUUGUGCUGCUUCAUAAUAUGGUCCAAAAGUAGGCAAUCCACUUACCUGCCCUUGAUAUCUAUAAUAAAAUAUAUUUUUUGCACAUAUGCGAACCAGAAAUUUGUGAAUAGUAGUACAGUAUUUUAACUUUCACAGGGGUAGAAUCCCACCUAACUGCUGAUACUCUUCUGCCACAUCUCACCUUUGUGAUAUGGGGGGGAAGAUGCAUAGAUAGAUCUGUAAUUCCAAAUAGGGCCCUGCAACUAUCACUGAAUAUAAAUGCUGUACAAAAAUAGUGUUUGCAAGAUGAAUAAUGUGUACUUGUUUAUGUUUUAUGUCUUGUAACUGAUGCCUGGGAUAAGUCGUAAGUUCCUCUAAAUAUUUAUAUUCAUUCUAAUUAACAUGGGACUUUACAUAAUAAAAUAAAGAUCCUGGACCUCUGAAUGAUCAAAUAAGAAGCUGUCUUUUAUCUAAUUAAAAAGUGUUCAGUUUCUUUUCAGUCAGAGGCUUCAAAAAUGAUCUUAAUGCUUUUUCUCUUUUUCUGCUGUUUUUGCAGAAAAGAGUAAAUUAAACAUUUCCAAAGAAGACUUUGCUUUUAUUAUCUGAAAAAAAGCAGAACACUGACCUGACUUCUUUUACAUGUUAGUUUUUAGUGUAUUGGAUUCACACAUAGCACAUUUCUAAAAUUAAUUUAAAACAAGGAAAAGUAUUUUACUUUGGUCCUUCAGUGGUCAGCACUUUGGGUGAAAUGUUUUGUUAAAGGCUAUUCAUAUUUAUGUUUAAUAAUGUGAAUGUCCACAGCACUGAACACACUUAUUAGUGUCUAAUGCUGGGCACACUAGUAUUUAUUGGCAAUACUUGUCUCCAGGUAGCAGAUAUUAAUCUGUUUAGUAUUUAUAAACAUUGGAAUUUGAAACUGAGUGAUUUCCUGCCUGCAGUGAUCAUACUAGAAGUCUAGGUUUUAUAAAAUAUUGACAUGUCAACUUGAUGCCACAAGUGCCCUUGCUUUUAGAUACAUAUUUUUCUUAAGUUCCUAGUUAUUUCAGAAACAGAAUAUAGCAUGGUUUAUGAGGUGUGAGUAACUGUACUCUGCAUGGAUUAUCUGUGCCAACAUGAAUAAAACAGUCUAGUAAUAAAAGAAAUGUACAAAUACAUUUAAAGGUUUAUGAUUUGGGUAUAUUUAUUAAUAUGGCAUGUGAACAGCUGACAGCUUUUAGUUAUGUAGUACCGACAAGAAAGCGUAUACAAGGUUGUAUUCUCUACUUCAGAUUUGAAAAUAAAAGUAAAAGCAUU